UAGAGGAAGACUCACCUGGGAGCUUGCAGGAAUACCGUGUUGCGCUCUGAAAACUUGAAAAGAAGAUGAAGGAAUUCCGAAGUAGUUUUCUCAGAUUCGUAGUUGCGCAAAAUAUAAUUUGACGGAGAUACAAUGUACACAUCCGAACGCAGGCGAAUGAGCCUGCACGAGAUCAAAAGAAAGGAUCCUGUUAGAGUUUCGGCUGGAAGUCUAUGGCAGGACCCGUUGGCAAUUGAACUCAGUAACACCUCCUCGGGUAAAAAUAUAAUUUCGCCUCGAAGUCGGACGAGGGCACUGGCUGUUGUCUACAUUGUCGUUGAACAUGCUUCAGUACCUCAAACAGAAGAAAAUCUUUCUCUGAAAUGCCUUACAGAGGCGUGCGCUGACACACAUGCUGUGUUGAAAACUAUUCCUUUUGAUAGAAUAGCACUGGGGACAACUGAUGUUUUGGACAACUUUUACAACGCAGAUGUUGCAGUGGUGGAGAUGAGUGAAUCAUUUUGUCAGCCCUCCCUUUUCUACCACCUGGGCGUGAGGGAGAGUUUCAAUAUGACGAACAACAUCAUUCUGUAUUGUAAUAAGCAGGAGAAUGACCUGCAACCCCUCAAGGAGCAAUGUGGGAGCUACACCUUCAUCCCAUACAUGGUGUCCCCCCAGGGGAAGGUGUUUGCCAGUGAUGCUUCCACCAUGAAGGGGAUCCAGGACCUCAUGCAGCCCAGCUUCAAACUGGAACCACUGCUCACUCCUCUGGUGGACAGACUGGUCCAGAUGCUGGAGAAUGUCCAAAUCCAUUCCAGUGAGUACUUCCGGGAGUCGAUCCGACGGGAGAUCCGUCUGGCCCGUGAGCGCUUCACGGGCCAGGAGCUGAGUCAGGAGCUGGGCCACAUCCAGAAUAGGCUGGACACUGUGGAGCUCCUAACCCCCGACAUUGUCAUCAACUUGCUGCUCUCCUACCGGGAUGUCCAGGACUACGAUGCCAUAAUUAAACUGGUGGAAACCCUGAAUACCCUCCCGUCGUGUCAAGUUGCUGCUCAGCAAAACAUUCAGUUUCAUUACAUAUUUGCACUCAACAGGAGGAAUCGCCCAGGCGACCGUGCCAAGGCCCUGGCAGUCAUUCUGCCCAUUGUGGAGUCAGGGAACAAGGUGGCAUCUGACGUGCACUGUUUGUGUGGACGCGUCUACAAAGACAUGUUCAUGAGCUCGGGAUUCACCAACAAAUUCAGUCGGGACCAGGCCUGCUACUGGUAUGGGCGAGCGUUUGAGGCUGAGCCCACACUACACUCUGGCAUCAACAGUUUGGUGCUCCUGAUGGCUGCAGGUCAUCAAUACGACACAUCUGCUGAGCUGCGCAAAAUCGGUGUAACAAUAAGCAGUCUACUGGGCAGGAAAGGGAGUUUGGAGAAGAUGCAGAACUACUGGGAUGUCGGUUUCUACCUUGGAGCGAGCAUCCUCACCAAUGAACACAAGAAGGUCAUUGAAGCCUCUGAGAAGCUUUAUCGACUCAAGGCGCCAAUUUGGUUUGUGGCUUCAAUCAUGGAGACAUUCAUCCUGUACAAACAGUUUGCCAAACCUCCGGAGGUCAGACAUCCAAAGCAGGAGACGGUGGACUUCUGGAUGGAGCUGAUGGUCCAGACCUGCAAACCCACAGUGUCCACCGCCCGCUGCCCUGUUCUAAUUCUGGAGCCCAGUAAGGUGUUCCAGCCCACCAUUGUCAGCGUGAGCGAAGAGGACGACAGCCGCACCGUGCAGUUGCAGCAUGUCACCCCCAUGACGAAAGGUCUCCACGAAUGGACUUUCCCAGCCUCUGAUAUCAGGGGAGUAAGUGUUUCCAAGUUCGACGAGCGGAGUUGUUUCCUCUAUGUUCACUACAACUCGGAUGACUUCCAGCUGUGUUUUCCCAGCGACGCACAUUGUAAAGGGUUCUGUGAGCUGGUGAACUCGCUGCGGCAGCAGGCCAUCGCACCUGUGGAGGAGCCAUGCCCACUGAGCAGAGGCGUGUUAGAGUACAUCUAUGAGACGAGUGAAAAUGGUGGUAAAGUGGUUCUGGGCAAAGGGACAUAUGGCGUUGUGUAUGCUGGCAGAGACCUGAGCAACCAGGUGCGCAUCGCCAUUAAAGAGAUCCCUGAAAAGGACAGCACUGUUUUCUUUAGGGCUUUCAAGAUCACACUUGGCACACUCAGCACCUCCAGACAUGAACUGGUUAUGUUAGCCUGGGCAAACCCAGACAACCUUUAUUCUCAGCCCCUGCAUGAGGAGAUAGCCCUGCACAAGAGGCUGAAGCACAGGAACAUAGUGCAAUAUCUGGGCUCUGUCAGUGAAGACGGAUACAUCAAGAUAUUCAUGGAGGAGGUACCAGGAGGAAGCUUGUCCUCCCUCUUGCGGUCAAAGUGGGGGCCCCUGAAGGACAACGAGGCCACAGUAGUUUUCUACACCAAGCAGAUCCUGGAGGGGCUGAAGUACCUGCAUGAUAACCAGAUAGUGCACAGAGAUAUCAAGGGAGAUAAUGUCCUCAUUAACACAUACAGUGGAGUUCUGAAGAUCUCUGACUUUGGGACAUCCAAACGGCUCGCUGGAAUUAACCCCUGCACAGAAACAUUUACAGGAACCCUACAGUACAUGGCUCCAGAGAUCAUAGACCAGGGACCCCGGGGCUACGGCAAGCCAGCUGACAUCUGGUCCUUGGGCUGCACCAUUAUUGAGAUGGCCACAGGGAAACCCCCCUUUCAUGAGCUGGGCAGUCCGCAGGCCGCCAUGUUUAAGGUCGGUAUGUUUAAGAUCCACCCGAACGUGCCAGAGUGCAUGUCUGACGAGGCCAAAGGUUUCAUCAUGAGCUGCUUCAAGCCAGAACCAGACAAGCGAGCCGAGGCCUCAGAGCUCCUGAAGGACACCUUCCUCAAGGUCAGCCACCGCAAGAGAACCAAACAGGAGGCCAUCCAGAGGGAGACCACAGUAGCAGACUACCACAGGAGUAUGUCCGUACCCAUCACGGUGCACGUGGAGGAUGUGGACGCAGAGCCCUUUGAUCUGUCCUGCUCUUUGGACAUGCGGCGGACCAUGUCAGUCCUCAGGAUGGACGACAUCGCAGAGAGCCCGCCCAGCACCAUCGGAUUCCUCCCGGUGCCGGAGGAGCCGUCGGGCGAUCUGAUUAGCCCAUCCGGUACGGGAGAGAACCUGGGUCUGUUCCUACUGCGGAAGGACAGUGAGAGGAGGGCCACUCUGCACCGGGUGCUGACGGAGUACAUCGACAGGGUGGUGCUCUACGUACAGGACACACUGCCCAAGUCUGACCAUCAAUCCCUCACUGCGGAGCACAUCUCUGAGCUGAUUGGCUGUUUGAGGGAGAACAUCCGUUCACCCGACAAAAAGCACCUGACCAACAGCCUGUUGAAGCUGCGCAGCACCCUGCUCAAUGAUGCAGUACCACUCAACAACCUGCAGACGGUGCUCUUCAGCUUCCAGGAUGCUGUGAAGAAGGUGUUGCGGCAGCAGCAGGUGAAGCCCCACUGGAUGUUUGCCCUUGACAACCUCCUGAGACAGGCGGUGCAGGAUGCCAUCACUGUGCUCCUACCAGAGCUGAAGCUGCAACUGCAGUCCUCCUUCGAGGCGGACGAGCGAAGCGAAUCCCCUGAGGCGGAGACCCAGACCCCCACCAGCACAAACGCCCAGCAGGACCUCCCGGGCUCCCCAGCGCCCCAGGAUGAGGAGCAGCCCGCGGGGGAGAACACGACCAGCGCCUGCCUCCUCACCAAGCUCCAGGAUGAGGAGCAGCCCGCGGGGGAGAACACGACCAGCGCCUGCCUCCUCACCAAGCUCCAGGAUGGCAGCUCUCCUCUGGCCAGAGAACUCAGCCAGCUCAGGCUGGAGACCAGGAGACUGCUGACCCUGCUGAGUGAGAAGGAGCGGGAGUAUCAGGAGCUCCUGAGGGACACAGUGGAGAAUAAACAGAAGCAGAUUGAUACCAUCAGAGAUGGCCAAACGGCACCCUCCUCAGAGAAAAGUUCUGAGAACAGCGGACUUGUGCGCUGGUUGAAAUGCAUUCCUGUGGACCAGGACAGCAUAGAUACUCUUGUGUCUCACAAGUUCACAUUGGAUAGUCUGCUCCAAAUAGCCUCCAGAGAUGACCUCAAGUAUUGCAACUUAAAGGGGGGCAUGCUGUGUCGGAUCUGGGCUGCCGUGUCCAAACAAAGACGGUCUCGCCUCAGCACCCACGUUGAGGAGGACGACACCAUCCUCUGAACACCAGCGUCUACACUACGUCCUGCAGUGUCUCUGUGGGUGGUGCUCGCACAUCUACAUGCUUCUUGGCUGGUCCAGAAAGAAUGAUAUGGGUCUGUUAAAAGAAAACAAACACUGGGUCUCCUUUAUGAGGAUGAAACCCUUCAUGGAUCUCAAACACACUCAAGUGUUCAAACGUGCUUCAAAAAGCCCCCUCACUAGAUGAAAAUCUACCCGUGCUUUAACCGUCUGUGUUCAGAUACGUUCACCCGAGUGACCUGCGGACUUACCGGUAGUACUAAAGGGCUGGUAGUGUAGACCCAGGUGAUUUUCAAGGUAAAAAGACAUUGUGUGGACAUAUACAGCCAGCCCGUUUGAUUCCCGGAUCAUGUCAGGAGUCCAGUGCAUGUGUGAAAGGGACUAUAGUAAACUUAACCAGACUUUUUGAUUGAAACUCUAUAAGGAACACUGCAUGAAGAGGGAUAUUCAUAUGUAUAUGUCUAACUUUUUCAAAGAAUGUGCUCUUACAUUUCUGAAGUUUGUAAAUUGGAGUAAGAACAAUGUCUCUUUACUGUUAGUGGUCAUGUCUGAUUUCACACACACACACACACACACACACACACACACUCAAGCACUCAAGCACUCAAGCAUUUUGUUGUUGAUAUUGUCAAUUGUGUCUUUUCAGUAUCAAGUACGGUAAUAAUUCAUGACUUUUUAUUUACAAAAAAAACUCUUCCUCAUUUUUUUAAUUGUAAUUAUGUUUUUCACAAUAUUUUUUGUAUAGAAUGUUUUGGGGGAUGAGAUUUAUACUGUUUUAGUUGUUUUAUUGUAAUGUAGAUUUCUAUGCAAGCUGUGACACACAAAAGGGAUUUUAAGCAUUCACUGUGUGUGGAUGUAUAUUAAAUAAACUCAUGGUAUGGUAGGAUUUGGAAUUUCAGUCAUGUAUCUGUAAAACCAAUGACCUAUAGACACAAAAAAGUGCAGUAGUUGCACAGCAACUGCAACAGUCAUGGAACAUUGUAAUAUUUAUAAACAGAUGUGCCUAGAUCAUGGAUAAGGAUGUACUUUGGAUGUAGAUUUUAUAUUCUAGGGCUUUAUCACAUAACCAUCAAUUGUGUUGCUGAUUGUUAUUUGACAAAUUUGUUAUUUUUGAUAGUGAUAUAGAUGACCUGGAUGUCAGACAUAUUUGUAUUAUAUAACAAGUAGCUGCCACAUCAAAAUCACAGCAUUCAGAGGAUCUGCUGUGUGGUUGGUCUGGUGCAAAAACCAAGUGGGUGGGUAACAGAUGUGUCAUAUUAGUGAUGUGUGAGGUUGUUUUUGUUCUGCAAUGUUUGGGAAUUAAAUUGUCCCUUUCAAUUUU
Messenger RNA from Alosa alosa (allis shad), 5575 nucleotides. RefSeq names its product mitogen-activated protein kinase kinase kinase 5. Gene Ontology annotation, biological process: cellular response to stress; protein phosphorylation; MAPK cascade. NCBI's taxonomy places the organism in Eukaryota, Metazoa, Chordata, Actinopteri, Clupeiformes, Clupeidae. Bases 133 to 4236 code for a protein of 1367 amino acids. Gene Ontology annotation, molecular function: ATP binding; MAP kinase kinase kinase activity. The record is from RefSeq and is a predicted model, not a curated record. The transcript is spliced from 29 exons.